Messenger RNA from Rotaria sp. Silwood2, 684 nucleotides. NCBI's taxonomy places the organism in Eukaryota, Metazoa, Rotifera, Eurotatoria, Philodinida, Philodinidae. The record is from the annotation of a GenBank genome assembly.
AUGUUUGUUUUCUCAUCGGCCUAUAAAUUAGCCCCACCAACUAAUUAUACAUGGCCUCAAAACUCAAAAAAACUGUGUUUUGCAGGCCGUUUUGAUCUUGUACUUAAUGCUAACUAUACACAAAUUGAUGGCGCGAAAGCUACAGCUAGGAUACCAUUAAACAAUGAUACAUUUGAAUCAUACAGUGUAUCAUGUACAGCACCAAAUAACGUUCAUGAAUUAACACUAUCAAUGUUAGGUGGUUUUACAGAAAUUUUAUUAGAUUUUUCUGUUGAUAGUAAAAAUACAACAUCAUUAACAAAAGUUUAUGGUUAUAUAACGUUAAAUGAUAAACAAACAUACUUUAAAAAUUAUUCAAAUGCUACAACAGGUGUGCAUAAAUUUUCAUCAAAUGAAUCAUUAUUUAUAACAGAACGUGGUAAUUCCUAUCGAUGUAAUACAAAAACAAUAAUUCAAGGUUUUGAUAAAAAUCAAACCGUAAUAGUUACGUCGAUUGAAGUAGAAAACUUACGUAUUCAACCAUUUAUUGAUGAUUCAACAGAAUUCAAUGAUUAUGGUGUUGAUAAAAAUUCUAAUUUAAUUCCAAUUAUUGUUGGUGCUUGUCUUGCUGUAUUGGUUGUUAUUGUACUUGUUGCAUAUCUCAUUGGUCGUCGACGUAGUCGUAAUGGAUAUCAAAGUGUUUAA